AUGCAACCCUUGGAAGGUCGCAGCUUGUCGAUCUUCAUUGUCACCGCCGUUUUCUUGAGCAUCUCCUUCAUCGCGGUCUGCCUGCGAUGUUUCGUCCGGCUCAGAAUCGUAAAGGCCUUUGGCUGGGAUGAUGCGUUGAUGGUCUUUGCCAUGCUCCUGAACAUCCUCUUUGCCCUGUGCGGGAUCACGGGCGCUCUGUAUGGAAUUGGUCAAAGGUCAAAGGUUCUGGCUGAUCGUGGCACCAUGGAGACUGCUAUGUUUUGGUGGUGGCUCGGACAAACCAGCUAUGUCUGGGUAUGCGCGGUCUGCAAAUGCUCCAUUACCACAGCCCUUCUCCGUCUGACGGUUUCCCGCCUGCAUCGCACGAUCCUAUGGACUGUCGUGGGUGUGACCACAGUUGUCGGCCUCAUCUUCUGGUUCAUGUUGACCCUUCAAUGCCAUCCCGUUUCCUUUUUCUGGCAACGAGUCCGACUCGAGCUCGAUCCAUUGCACGCCAACAUCAGCGGCUCCUGCAUGAGCCUCGAUAGCAUCAUCAAUAUCGCCUAUGUCUAUAGUGUGACGGCCACAUGUUGUGACUUUACCCUGGGUAUUUUGCCUAUCUUCCUGGUGUGGAACUUGCAGAUGAAUACACGGACGAAGACCGCGCUGGCGACUAUCCUGGGUAUGGGCUGCGUCGCCAGUGCCGCGGUGAUCAUUCGCAUUCCUUACCUGCAUGACUACAAGGACGAUGAUUUCUUAUGUGAGUACCAUCUGCAUUGCCCACGGCUCUUCCCGGUGAACGAAGAUUUGACGGCUACUGACCGCGUUUCUUCGAUAGAUGCUACCUCCAACAUCUCCAUCUGGUCUAAUGUCGAAGCCAGUCUGGGAAUUGCAGCUGGCAGUCUCGUUACGCUUCGGCCUUUGUUCCGCUGGUUUCGCGACCCCAGCUCUGCAGGGACUCGGAGCAAGCGUACUGGAGGCAGCGUCCCCCUGUCGAGUGUGAAUGCCGUGCGGUCGGAUCCCUCGGGUCCCCAGUAUUGGCGCCCGGACCUAGAUCCAGACGAUUCACAUGCGGUGAUCACUACAAUCCACACCUCCAACCAGGGGAGCCGCACCAGCAGCCAAGAGGACCUUAAUCCCAAGCCAGGUCAUGGAACUUUCUUCAGCGGUGUGAAUGUUCAGAAGACAUUCUUCGUUUCGGAGCAUGAAACAUAG
Messenger RNA from Penicillium argentinense, 1194 nucleotides. RefSeq lists its product as uncharacterized. Lineage: Eukaryota; Fungi; Ascomycota; Eurotiomycetes; Eurotiales; Aspergillaceae. Bases 1 to 1194 code for a protein of 397 amino acids. The record is from RefSeq and is a predicted model, not a curated record. The transcript is spliced from 3 exons.